AGGAUCUAGAAAUUAAUUAUAAUCCAAAUUUGGAAGAUCAAAAUUUUAGCCGUUCUAAUUCAGAUAGCUCUAAUUAUUUUACAUGUAAUUCAGAUCAAUAUAGUCUUAGUUUAGAAAGUUCAAAUCAUCUUAAUUUAGAAGAUUUAACUAGCUUUAAUCAGCGUAAUCCUAUUUUAGAAGAUUUAACUAGCUUUGAACACUAUAUUCCUUCUAAUUUAGAAGAUUUAACUACUCAGGAAAUUAUUGAAAUUAGUGAUACCGAAUCAAAUAAAUCCUAUACCUAUCAAGAUAAAGAAAAAUGGCGACAAGAAUCUCAAGAACCUUAUACUUAUCAAGAAAAAUGGCAACAAGAAUCUCAGAAAAUAAACAGAGAUGAUAAUUGA
Cetraspora pellucida is the source of this 383-nucleotide messenger RNA. The record is from the annotation of a GenBank genome assembly. Lineage: Eukaryota; Fungi; Glomeromycota; Glomeromycetes; Diversisporales; Gigasporaceae.